Molecule: messenger RNA, 2419 nt
Organism: Chilo suppressalis (striped riceborer)
Lineage: Eukaryota; Metazoa; Arthropoda; Insecta; Lepidoptera; Crambidae
Source: the annotation of a GenBank genome assembly
UGAAGAGACGCAAUGUUAAAAAAAAUCAUAAACCGGGAAUUUCAAGUUCAAUGACAACAGGUUUUGAACAGUUUAUCCAUUCAGAUAAUUUUUAAAAACAUUAUUGCUUCCAAAUAUGGCAUAAUUUUUAUCUUGUAAAGUAACGUUUUACUGUGAAUACUAUUCAGGAUUGUAUUUCCAGUCAACUAUUUUGACACAUAACCUAAGUUAAUAAAAUCAAGUGUAAAUAAAAUACCUGCUGUUUAAUACUUUAUUAAGUUAUGCAAUUACUAAUUCAAGCGAGUCCAAUUAUGAACAAAAUAAAGUAUUGGCGUCAAGCAUUUAGUUUCAACGAAGUACAACUUACAACAUCUCAAAAGGUUGUUCUAUGGAGCAUCGGCGUUGUUGGAACGAGUGCUAUAGUGGUUGGAGUGCUAUCUCGAUAUUUAGCUAGACGAAGAGCUAAGCCUAUUCUCAACCCGAGGAUCCAAAGAGCUAUAAAUAAAAGAUUGUCCCGUAUGAGAAGCCCAAAUGGAGGAAUGGGGUCAUUAGCUAGCAGUGGGGGUCGUAGCAGCCCUUUAGGGUUUAGUGAGAGGCUCUCAUUGGCAUCUGGUUCAAUUGGCUCUGGAGGGGGUGAUGCUGCGCCAUUAUCACCCCAACAAUUAGGUGUAAUGGGAAUGGAGGCGUUGGAGACCAGCAUCAACUACUGGGAGGACGCGUUGGCGGCCUUCUCCUUGGGCGCGCGCGGCGGAGUGUCGGGGGCGUUCGCGCUCACCUCACCUGAGGAAGCAGAGUUCUGUAGAGAGAUACAGGAGUUGCUGCAAAACGCCUACCAUUUACAGGAGCGGUGCGAGCUACUGUUCCUGGACCAGCGGUCGGUGUUGUUCCGAUCGGAGAGCGGGGGUGGCGGGGCGGGGGCGGGGGUGGGGGGUGCCGGCUCCGGGCGGGGGGAGGGCGCGCGCUCGCGGCUGCUGUCCACGCACACGGGAUCGUCUCACACGCGCCGUGACCAUCACUCGAGUGCAGAAUCCUUCGCCUCGGCUGAGGACCAGGUUGCAGAUCUCCGAGAAUUCGACGACCUUUCAGAACUGUUGCCGGAAUUGGAUAGUUUUGAGUUAUAUCAAAACGCCCUAAAGCAAUUGGAAUCCGGUAUUCCUUACAGGACUCUGCGCACAGACGUGUUACAAUGCGGCUCGGACUCAGAAUUCCUGUGCAAACUGCACUGUUUACGCGGCGCCUUCCACACGGUGUUCCGCGACGCCGCGCAGUGGGCCUGGUUCGUGGACGCCGGCCGGCAGGUACUCACCGACCUGCUGCUGUACGCCGACAAGGAACCUAAGGAAUUUUUAGUCGCCUACGAGGAAAUGGUGUCAUGGACAUCGGAUGGAGCUAACUGGCCCACGAUACAAAAGGAACUUUUCAGCAAGGGCGUCAAGGUGCUAUCGUUCUACGACGUGGUGCUGGACUACAUCCUGCUAGACGCGUUUGAGGACCUCGCGACCCCACCCUCCUCCGUGCUUGCCGUUGUGCGCAACCGCUGGCUGUCCGAUGGCUUUAAGGAGAGCGCUCUAACGACGGCCGUGUGGUCCGUGAUAAAGGCUAAGCGUCGCUACCUACAAUACCCGGACGGCUUCAUGGCGCACUUCUACUCAAUAUCCGAGCAUUUAUUACCGGUGCUCGUAUGGGGCUUCCUCGGGCCAAGGGAACGUCUGAGAGACGUCUGCGAAUCCUUCCAGGCUGAGGUCGUCGGCUUCAUUUGUGACAUAUUCAGCUUCCAGAAAUGCCGCUACACUACAGAGGAAGAUCUAGCCACAGAUAUACUCCAACAUGCUAGGGUGCGAGCAGCCAACAUUACGGACAAACUCGCCGAUAGAACUUAAGCCGAACUUUAGAGUAAGAUUAAAUGCGAUUUCAAUGCUUUGCGCAGACGCACGGGAAUACAUCAAACGUACAUUCCUAAUAUGCAUUAGGGUUGCUGCUUAUUACAGUAGCCUCAUUACAGUUUUACGAGUAUUCAGUUCAUGCGUUAAUAUAUUCUUGUAUCCAAAUAAAAUGUGCGCGUUAGAAAAUUUUGUGGCUUUUAAAUAGUGCCAUCUUCUGAACAACGCAGCGUACUACGAUAAGUCCUGAAAAACAAAUAACGUACACGGUCGAUUUUUAAAUAUGCACUUAGCUCACUAAUAGUUAAAUUGGUGAAUAUAUCUUAAUUAUAUAUCAAUUAACUGACAUUAAUUCUUAAUUGUGGUUUUCUUUGACAAGAGUCCAAUAAAAAGACCGCUAAGUGCGAGUCUGACUCGCACACGAAGGGUUCCGUAAUAUCUUUCAAGGUCAAGCACAGGAAUUGUCAAUAAGGUAGAACAAAAACUGCCGAAAUAAUUGUAAGGAUUGUUUUUAUUUACUUAGGGACCUCAUAAGUAGUAUCUUAACGAAAAAUAACAUA